Apiotrichum porosum is the source of this 1269-nucleotide messenger RNA. It is a transcript of the gene IDP1, whose product is annotated as Isocitrate dehydrogenase [NADP], mitochondrial precursor (Oxalosuccinate decarboxylase). The transcript is spliced from 3 exons. Gene Ontology annotation, biological process: isocitrate metabolic process. The coding region runs from base 1 to 1269 and encodes 422 amino acids. Gene Ontology annotation, cellular component: mitochondrion. NCBI's taxonomy places the organism in Eukaryota, Fungi, Basidiomycota, Tremellomycetes, Trichosporonales, Trichosporonaceae. The record is from RefSeq and is a predicted model, not a curated record. Gene Ontology annotation, molecular function: isocitrate dehydrogenase (NADP+) activity; NAD binding; magnesium ion binding.
AUGUCGCACGCCGCUACCCCCGCCGGUCUUGAGCGCAUCAAGGCCAAGAACCCCGUCGUCGAGAUGGACGGUGACGAGAUGACCCGCAUCAUCUGGAAGAAGAUCCGUGAGGAGCUCAUCCUCCCCUACGUCGACGUCGAGCUCAAGUACUUUGACCUCGGCAUGGAGCACCGUGACCUGACCGACGACAAGGUCACCGUCGAGUCGGCUGAGGCCACCCUCAAGUACCAGGUCGCCGUCAAGUGCGCUACCAUCACCCCCGACGAGGCUCGUGUCGAGGAGUUCAAGCUCAAGGAGAUGUGGAAGUCGCCCAACGGAACCAUCCGUAACAUCCUCGGCGGCACCGUCUUCCGCGAGCCCAUCAUCCUCGCCAAGAUCCCCAAGCCCGUUCCCGGCUGGACCAAGCCCAUUGUCAUUGGCCGUCACGCCUUCGGUGACCAGUACCGCUCGUCCGACCUUGUCGUCCCCGGUGCCGGCAAGCUCACCCUCCAGUUCCAGCCCGAGGACGGCUCGGCCCCCAUCGCGCUCAACGUCUUCGACUUCAAGGGCAAGGGUGUCGCCAUGUCGAUGUACAACACCGACGACUCGAUCUACGGCUUUGCCCACGCCUCGUUCAAGAUGGCCAUCCAGAAGAAGAUGCCCCUCUACAUGUCGACCAAGAACACCAUUCUCAAGAAGUACGACGGCCGCUUCAAGGACAUCUUCGCCGAGGUCUACGAGUCGACCUACAAGGCCGACUUUGAGAAGCUCAACAUCUGGUACGAGCACCGUCUCAUCGACGACAUGGUCGCUCAGGCCAUCAAGUCGGACGGCGGCUUCGUUUGGGCGUGCAAGAACUACGACGGUGAUGUCAUGUCGGACAUUCUUGCCCAGGGCUUUGGCUCGCUCGGCAUGAUGACCUCGGAGCUCAUCACCCCCGACGGCAAGGUCAUGGAGUCGGAGGCCGCCCACGGCACCGUCACCCGCCACUACCGCCAGUGGCAGAAGGGAGAGGAGACCUCGACCAACCCCGUCGCCUCCAUCUUCGCCUGGACCCGUGGUCUCUCGUUCCGUGCCAAGCUCGAUGGCACCCCCGAGCUCGCUGCCUUCGCCGCCGACCUCGAGGCCGCCUGUGUCGAGACCAUCGACCAGGACAACAUUAUGACCAAGGACCUCGCCCUCGCCAUGAAGGGCAAGGCCAUGAAGCGUGAGGACUGGGUCACCACCUCGGUCUACAUGGACAAGGUCAACGAGAAGCUCGUCCAGAAGCUCCUUGCCCGCAAGGCUUAA